GCUGAAAUGAGCAUAGAAAGCAAAGAACGCGGUCCAGAAAUAGCGAUACAAUGUGCUUUCCUCAUUAGUGGAGCUGCAGUUGCUUACUGGGUUGACUUUGGCUUUACUCGAAUGGAUAACCAAGUCUCGUGGCGAUUACCAAUCGCCUUGCAGGCUGUUUUCGCCCUAGUAUCAGGGUGCAUAAUGUUUCUGCUUCCUGAUACCCCAAGAUGGUACUUCGCGAGAGGUCGACACGAAGAAGGAGACGCCAUCCUUGCUCGUCUCCAUGACCGUCCGCUUUCAGAUCCUGCCGUUUUCGAUAUGCGAAACGCCAUCCUUUCUUCUAUUGAACUUGAGGAAGAAGAAGGCAAUCGCUUCAGGAAACUGGAUCUAUUUUGGGACCGUGGCCAUCUCAAAGCCGGUAGAAGGAUUCGCAUUGCAUUUUUAAUGCUCUGCUUGCAGCAAAUGAUGGGUAUCAACAUUUCCGUAUACUGGGCACCUACUAUAGUCAGCCAAGCCGGACUCUCCAGCUUCAUGUCGCAGCUGAUAGCAGCAAUAAUGACCACAGUUUUUGCUCUCGGCGCCGCUACUCUUCCCUUUUCAAUUGAGCAGGUUGGGCGCCGCCGAGUUCUCAUGUACUCGGCUGCUAUUAUGACUGUCUGUUUAUCGAUUUUCGUUGCAAUGAUUGGCUCGCCCCAUAGGACCUUAGCCAAGCAAUGGACGGCUAUAGCAGCUCUCAUUGUUUAUAACUACGUCUUCGGUUACGGUUGGAUUGGAGUAUGCUGGUUGUAUGGGCCCGAGGUAAGAGUCUGCUCCAGACUUUAUGAAAAUGGUGCUGAAGAAGGAACACAGAUUGCCCCCCUCAAGUUUCGACACGUGGCCGGUGCUUCGGGAGCAUUCGGCGAAUGGCUCUUUUCUUUCGUUACAGUUUUUGCAGGCGGUAUUGGUCUGCAGCAGGUUGGCUGGAAGCUGUGGAUUUGGCCCAUCAUCUCUUGCGCCGUUGCAGUGCCCUUCGUCUGGUUUAUGUGUCCGGAAACAACAGGGAAAACUCUCGAAGAAAUCGACAUGCUUUUCCAGGAUGCGUCCAGCACAAACUCCACUGCCAGUGAUGACAUUACUCCCUCUUUUGGUGAGAACUCAGAGAAAGCGCAUACCGAACAAGUGGAAUCAGUCUGA
Penicillium maclennaniae is the source of this 1155-nucleotide messenger RNA. RefSeq names its product Major facilitator superfamily domain general substrate transporter. Gene Ontology annotation, biological process: carbohydrate transport; transmembrane transport. The record is from RefSeq and is a predicted model, not a curated record. NCBI's taxonomy places the organism in Eukaryota, Fungi, Ascomycota, Eurotiomycetes, Eurotiales, Aspergillaceae. Gene Ontology annotation, molecular function: carbohydrate:proton symporter activity. Gene Ontology annotation, cellular component: membrane. The transcript has 3 exons. The annotation marks the transcript as partial.